GAGGAAUGGGCUGGAGACGUGACUUUCGGUUUGUACUCUUUGGGACAGCAGGGUUGUGUACACGGGUUUGUGUUCUAUUGAACUGGCCGAGAUGAAAACGAAGACGUUAGUGGCGUUCGAUUUCGAUCACACGCUGGUGGACGAGAACAGCGACAUAUGGGUGAUCCAGUGCACACCUGGGCAGAGCUUACCAGCCUGGCUCGAGAAAUCGUACCAGAGAGGACGCUGGACCGAGUACAUGGGUCGAGUGUUUAACUACAUCGGAGAUCAGUCCGUGAGUCCGGACACCGUUCGGGAGCUCAUGCAGACGAUCCCGUUCACGAGCGGAAUGAUCGAGUUGCUGAAGUUCAUCGGUCGAAACAAGAACGACUUCGAUUGCAUUAUCAUCUCCGACUCCAACACGCUGUUCAUCGAGUGGAUUUUAGAAGGCGCCGGAGUGGCGAGUGACGUCAACGGCAUCUUCUCGAACCCGGCCAGUGUCGACCGACGAGGCUACAUCGAAGUGCGGUGCUUCCAUUCGCACUCCUGCGAGCGCUGCCCGGUCAACAUGUGCAAGCAGAAAGCGUUAGCAGACUUUAAAGAGAAGCAGGCGGACGCCGGGGUCCACUACCACACCGUGUGUUACUCGGGCGACGGAUCAAACGAUUUCUGUCCCCUUAAGCUUUUAAACGAGGGGGACUUCGCAAUGCCGCGUAAAGGAUACAGCCUUGAGAAGCUGCUGGCCAAAAACAGGAGCGAAGGCAACACGCCCAAGGCUCAGGUGAUCCCCUGGAGCAGCGGGAUUGAAAUUCUAAACCAGCUGAAAAUCAUCCAGAAACGGGCCGAACUCUUUUAAAAACGUCUGCGAAGGACCGCCGUAGAAACACAAGCUAAAAAUAUUUUUAUUAUGGCACGAGAGAUAGCGAGAUAGCUUUGUAUAGCGAUACGUUCACUGCGGAUAACCUUUAACAUGAAACACGUAACGUUUGAAAAAAAUAAAAAUAAUGUAGGUAGGGUUUAAGCAGAAGAGUUUAAGUAAAGGUGUGCGAAAUUGGAAAAAAAAUGAUCAAUAUCUCGAAAUUUUAGCCAGUAAAACGAUAAUCAGGCGAUUUAUUUUGCAUGAUAAAAGACACGUGUUUGUAAAUGUCUAUUUUACUAGCUCGCUUUUAUACGCCGGCGUUUUUGUGCCACGUUAUAAACAAAAAUAUGAGAUUACGGGUCUAAAUUCGAAACGAUACGUAGCAUUUACGUCGAAAUUACGAGAAAGUCAGUCGUUGCAGUAUGAGAAUACUGUGAUAUCGUUAACACGAUACUCACGAUGUCGUCGGACACGAUUUGUAUCGUACACCCCUUCGUUUAAGCAGUUCUGGUGCUUGAUGGAUGGCUCAUUGCUGUCUUUUUUUGCUUUCCUUUAUUCUUAAUUUGCUGAUGUUGCAGAAGAACAUCACGGUAUUGCGAUUGCACGUAUUAUGGACUUUAUUAGGGGGAAAGAAAAAAAAGAAAGAAAAUCUUCGAGCGUAAGGGACCACGUGCCACUUUCGCUUUUCUCGCUGAUGUUGGUGUAGAAGUAAUGGACACGUUGGUACUCAGAAUUCAAUUCCGCUGUCCAACACCGUUGUCUUGGGUUACGGUAACAUUUCAGCUGUCGCAGUUUUUGCAACACUUUCUAAAGAUCUCCAGAUAGAACCGAAGUGAUUGAAUCCUACAGCACCUCGGUCAGCAGGUAGUUAGAGGGCAUUAUGUUCACGCAGGGAACUGCGCACUCGCAGCAUGUACACUGCAGAUAUCCUUCAAUUCUCCACUCAGAUUAUGAUACCGAGGAAUAGAAAACCGUAUUGUUUUUUUUAAAGAAAUCAAGUUGUUUGUAUCAAUUAAAGAGCUGAAAUAUAGUUUCUGAAGGUCUCGAAUCUGAUUCGUCCGAGAAUGUUCAGGAGGUUUAUUUAAUAUUCAUGGAGGGAAUCCCCAGUGUCAGCACUUUGUAACGUAUUUUUUUUUCCAUGGUUAUUACUGUAAACUCUGAUGUGUAAUGUUUGUGUGUGAAAUGUAAUUAUUUUUAAUGGUCAUAAUUUAGAGAUACGGAUUAUGAUUAAAUAUAAACAAUAUGAGAAAAAUAAAUGUAUAACACCACCA
Messenger RNA from Silurus meridionalis, 2109 nucleotides. RefSeq names its product phosphatase, orphan 2 (gene phospho2). The transcript is spliced from 2 exons. The coding region runs from base 92 to 835 and encodes 247 amino acids. Gene Ontology annotation, molecular function: phosphatase activity. NCBI's taxonomy places the organism in Eukaryota, Metazoa, Chordata, Actinopteri, Siluriformes, Siluridae. The record is from RefSeq and is a predicted model, not a curated record.